AUGUCGGACUUUGGCCCCUCUUCCGCCGCAUCUGGUGAGGACUUGUCCUUGCCCAAGGCUACCGUACAGAAAAUUAUUGGCGAGGUAUUGCCCAAAGAUAUUGCCAUCUCCAAAGAAGCUCGUGAAGCCAUCACCGAGUGUAGCAUAGAAUUCAUCAUGAUCUUGUCCACACAGCUGAAUGAUAUUGCAGAGAAAGAGGCCAAGAAGACCAUAGCGUCGGACCAUGUGAUCAAGGCGUUGGACGAGCUUGGAUUUCACAACUACUUGGAUAUCAUCAACAAGGUGUUGGAUGAGCAUAAGGAGCUCUUGAAAGGAAAGGAAAAGAAGAAUAACAAGUUUCUUAAUUCUGGUUUGAGCGAGGAGGAGUUGUUGAGACAACAGGAGGAGUUGUUUAAGAAAUCGCGUGCCCGUUUGCAGAGCAGUGGGUCACCUACUUCUGAGAUCAAGCAGGAAAUCUAG
This is a messenger RNA of Sungouiella intermedia, 459 nucleotides long. NCBI's taxonomy places the organism in Eukaryota, Fungi, Ascomycota, Pichiomycetes, Serinales, Metschnikowiaceae. The record is from the annotation of a GenBank genome assembly.